UCGGAUAUUUUCAUGAAAUGAGCGCCGAUGCAAAAACUAACGAGUACAAAUACAAAUACGAGGACCAAAACUUGAAGACGAGUGCAUUUGAAGGGGCUAAUCCGUGCAAAAGAGUUCUUCGCUCAAUGUUCGAGUAAAUUUACGACAAAACCCUCGACUUUUUCUGUAAUUUUCGGAUUCGCCCAUAAACUUUUUUACGUCGAAUCAAAACGACGACACUUGGAAUGGUAGGUUCAGUAGUAGGAUCAUGGCAGCUUCCAUUUCUAAAACCCUAACGAGAAAUCUUCUCCGGCGAAGUACACAAGCAUUGCACCUCCGAUACUCCUCCGCCGCCACGUCAGCUCCUGCCACCUCUGUCACUGAAACUCAACCUUCAGAGAAAGGUGGACCUUCAAGAUGGUCAAAGUUAAUGCUUUUUGUACCAGGUGUUAUUACCUUUGGACUUGGUACUUGGCAAAUUUUCAGAAGACAAGAUAAGAUUGAAAUGCUUGAGUACAGACAAAAUCGAUUGCGAAUGGAUCCUUUAAACUGCAAUGAGGUUUCCCCUUCAAGUGAAAAUCUGGAUUCUUUGGAGUUCUGCAGGGUGCUCUGUAGAGGAGUGUUUGAUGAGAAAAGGUCCAUUUUUAUAGGGCCCCGCUCCAGAAGCAUUUCAGGGGUGACUGAAAAUGGUUACUAUGUUAUUACUCCUCUCAUGCCUUUGGCAACUGAUCCUAACAGUGUGCAAGCACCAAUUCUUGUCAAUAGGGGAUGGGUCCCCCGGAAUUGGAGAGACAAGUCUUUGGAAGUAGCUGCGGCUGAUGACCAACCUUCAAGUAUUUCAACCCCAUCUCAAGAGAGUGGAAAGAGCUCCUGGUGGAUGUUUGGGUCAAGAAAGAAGAAAGUAGAAGAGGAACAAGCUCCAACUGUUAAGCCGACAGAAGUAAUUGGAGUUAUUAGAGGAAGUGAGAAGCCCAGUAUAUUUGUUCCAGCAAAUGAUCCCAGUUCCUUCCAGUGGUUCUACGUUGAUGUUCCAGCCAUUGCUCGUGCUUGUGGACUCCCCGAGAACACACUCUACAUUGAAGGCAUCAAUGACAAUGUUGACCCAAGCAAUCCUUAUCCAAUUCCAAAGGAUACAAACACAUUGGUUCGGAGUUCUGUAAUGCCGCAAGAUCAUCUUAACUAUACAUUUACAUGGUAUUCCCUGUCAGCUGCUGUGACAUUUAUGGCUUUUAAGAGGCUACAGUCAAAGAAAACCCGGAGAUAGCAAACCUUUGAACUGUUUCCUUUUAUUUGGCAAUGUAAGAGCAACUAGCCGUUGAGACAAUGCUAAUAUGCACCUCAGGGCCCUUGACGAUACAACAGAAUAGCUUCCAUGACAUCGGCUUCUAUAAGGAGAGAAAAGCUGCUAUAUUUUCAACUCGUCUUAGACCUUCAAUCAUUACUUUCCUAAAUUCUACAGGCGAAUGCAACACAUUUUUUAAAUGGUACAACCCAAUAAAUGCCCAUUUUGUAGUAUUCUCGAGGUUUUGUUUGCUGACAUUGGCAUUGUCACCAAAAGUUGUUUGAUAGGUCAAAUUUUGUUUUGAUAA
Lycium barbarum (goji berry) is the source of this 1568-nucleotide messenger RNA. Its product is annotated as surfeit locus protein 1. Lineage: Eukaryota; Viridiplantae; Streptophyta; Magnoliopsida; Solanales; Solanaceae. The coding region runs from base 248 to 1243 and encodes 331 amino acids. The record is from RefSeq and is a predicted model, not a curated record. The transcript is spliced from 6 exons. Gene Ontology annotation, cellular component: membrane.